AACAAAGAUGUCUUCAUAAUCUCCUGUCAUUGUGAGGGUCACCGUUAUUUACAAAGAUUUAAUCCAAUGCAGGCAAUUUGAAUAUACAGUCAGGAUUCCUCUGAUAAAAGUGAAGCAGGCAACAAGAUGAAUUACACUCGCUUCUUUAACAAAGUCAGUUUGGCGAGGAAGCCUUCCCCCAUUAGGGUGCUGACUGAGAUAAUACAGAACAGCCCAAAGUCACUGAUCAGUAUGGCUGGUGGUAUGCCUAACGUAGAGACAUUUCCUUUCACAGAAGCAACUAUCACACUCAAGAAUGGUUCUAAGCUUCACCUUGAUCAAGCAGCCAUGAACAAAUCUCUGCAAUACUCAGCAACCUCAGGCUUGCCCAUGUUGCACCAGUGGGUCAGUGACCUCCAGACUCAAAUCCACAAGCCUCCAGACAAUGGACACCCGAUGUCCUGUGUGAUCACCAACGGAAGUCAGGAUGGACUCUGUAAGGCGUUUGAAGCCUUUGUGACUCCUGGUGACAAUGUACUUUUAGAACACCCUGUCUAUCCGGGCGCCCUGGCCUCUGUUUCGCCACUGGACUGUAACCUGCUCCCAGUCCAUUCUGACGGAGACGGUAUUAACCCAGAACACCUCCGUCAGACCCUGUCCCGCUGGAGUCCCGCAGAUGCCAAGGACCCUAGCAGUGACAUUCCUAAGGUGCUGUACUGUAUCCCUAAUGGUGGAAACCCUACAGGAUCUGGUCUGACUCUGAAGAGGAAACAAGAGAUCUACUCGCUAGCUCGGCAGUAUGACCUGAUGAUACUGGAAGAUGACCCUUACUUUUACAUACAGUUUGCCAGGCCAUUUGUUCCGAGCUUCCUGUCCCUGGAUGUAGAUGGAAGAGUUGUGCGAUUUGACUCAUUGUCUAAACUCCUAUCCUCAGGUAUGCGAAUUGGUUUUGUGACGGGACCAAAGCCAGUAGUUGAUCGUUUCACAUACCAUUUGAUGUGUUCCUCCAUGCAAGCCAGUGGUCUCUCUCAGAUGACACUUGCAAUGAUCUUGAAGGACUGGGGAUUUCCUGGUUUCUUGGAGCAUACCGACAAAACGGCAAAAUUUUACGAAAACCGAUGUCAGCAAUGUCUGAAAGCAGCAGAAAAACACCUUAAAGGUCUGGCUGAAUGGUCAGUUCCCUGUGGAGGAAUGUUCCUCUGGUUGAAGCUACUCAACAUCACAGAUGCACAUGAACUCAUCACAAAGAAGGCUUAUUUACGAGAUGUUCUGUUUGUACCUGGGAAUGUGUUUACAUUUGAUAGCAGUGCUCCUUGUCAAUAUGUCAGAGCUUCGUUCUCCACUGCGUCAGAGGAGGAAAUGAACACGGCAUUUUCUAGAUUAGCAGAGUUACUCAAGGAAGAAACAUCAAAGAAGAAUUAAGGAUUUAAAACUUAUCCCGGUGUGCAAUCUUCGA
Molecule: messenger RNA, 1435 nt
Organism: Mizuhopecten yessoensis (Yesso scallop)
Lineage: Eukaryota; Metazoa; Mollusca; Bivalvia; Pectinida; Pectinidae
Product: kynurenine/alpha-aminoadipate aminotransferase, mitochondrial-like
Exons: 12
Coding region: 127-1401 (424 amino acids)
Biological process (GO): biosynthetic process
Molecular function (GO): pyridoxal phosphate binding; L-kynurenine:2-oxoglutarate transaminase activity
Source: RefSeq, a predicted model, not a curated record